Messenger RNA from Centrocercus urophasianus (Greater sage-grouse), 2613 nucleotides. It is a transcript of the gene SRSF11, whose product is annotated as serine and arginine rich splicing factor 11. Gene Ontology annotation, cellular component: nucleoplasm. The record is from RefSeq and is a predicted model, not a curated record. The transcript has 13 exons. Lineage: Eukaryota; Metazoa; Chordata; Aves; Galliformes; Phasianidae. Gene Ontology annotation, molecular function: RNA binding. The coding region runs from base 48 to 1424 and encodes 458 amino acids. Gene Ontology annotation, biological process: RNA splicing.
GCGGGGGAUUGUGGGAUACUGCGGCCCAGGCAGGCUGCUCCGGCGCGAUGGCCUCGAGCAGCGGCACCGACGUGAUCCAGGUCACCAACGUCUCCCCCAGCGCCAGCUCCGAGCAGAUGCGGACGCUCUUCGGUUUCCUCGGAAAGAUCGAGGAGCUGCGCCUCUUCCCCCCGGAUGACUCUCCUUUGCCCGUGUCAUCCCGUGUGUGCUUUGUAAAGUUCCACGAUCCCGACUCGGCGGUUGUGGCCCAGCACCUGACGAACACGGUGUUCGUCGACAGAGCGCUGAUAGUCGUUCCGUAUGCAGAAGGAGUCAUUCCUGAUGAGACUAAGGCUUUGUCUCUCUUGGCACCAGCCAAUGCUGUGGCAGGUCUGCUGCCUGGAGGUGGACUCCUGCCUACUCCCAACCCACUUUCUCAGAUUGGUGCUGUUCCUUUAGCUGCUCUCGGAGCUCCUGCUCUCGAUCCUGCCCUUGCUGCUCUCGGGCUUCCUGGAGCAAACUUAAACUCUCAGUCUCUUGCAGCAGAUCAACUCCUCAAACUGAUGAGCACAGUGGAUCCAAAGUUGAACCAUGUAGCUGCAGGUCUUGUUUCACCAAGUCUGAAAUCAGAUACCUCCAGUAAAGAAAUAGAAGAAGCUAUGAAAAGAGUACGAGAAGCACAGUCGUUAAUUUCUGCUGCUAUAGAGCCAGACAAAAAAGAUGAAAAAAGAAGGCAUUCAAGGUCAAGAUCGCGCUCGAGGAGGAGGAGGACACCUUCUUCAUCCAGACACAGACGGUCAAGAAGCAGAUCAAGGAGAAGGUCCCAUUCAAAAUCAAGAAGCAGGAGGCGAUCUAAAAGUCCAAGGCGAAGGAGAUCUCAUUCCAGAGAGAGAAGUAGAAGAUCCAGGAGCACAUCCAAAACCAGGGAUAAAAAGAAAGAAGAGAAAGAAAAGAAACGUUCUAAGACUCCCCCCAAAAGCUACAGCACAACGAGGAGAUCCAGAAGCACAAGCAGAGAAAGACGGCGUAGAAGAAGCAGGAGUGGAACACGGUCACCUAAAAAGCCCAGGUCACCUAAAAGGAAAAUGUCAAGGUCCCCAUCUCCCAGAAGGCAUAAAAAGGAAAAAAAGAAGGAUAAAGACAAAGAGAGAAGUAGAGACGAGAGGGAACGGUCAACCAGCAAGAAAAAAAAAAGCAAAGACAAAGAGAAGGACCGGGAACGGAAAUCUGAGAGCGAUAAGGAUGUGAAAGUCACAAGGGAUUAUGAUGAAGAGGAACAGGGAUAUGACAGCGAGAAGGAGAAAAAGGAAGAAAAGAAAAUGGCAGAUUCCUCUUCUCCGAAAGUAAAGGAGUCUGCGGCUGAGAAAGGAAGCGGCGAAUCAGCAAGGGAGUCCAAAGUAAAUGGAGAUGAUCACCACGAGGAGGACAUGGAUAUGAGUGACUGAAUUUUGCCUUUGCAGUGAACACGGCUGCAGACGUGCAUCAGUGUCAUUCCUGUGUGAUUCUUUUAUGCUGUACUUGUUAAUCCUAAAUCUAGAUGUAUACAGCUCCAAGCUAUACAUGGUUUGUAAGGCUCCUGAUACUAACUCACAUCAAAAGCUUUCUAGAAAGGUAACCAUCCUUGUUAUGGCCGAAAGGGAUUGCGUAGCCAAGCAAUUUUUACUAACUUGGUGAUGCUUCAAGCAAAAGUAAAAAGCUGCAUGCAUCUACAGCAGGCAUGGACUGUUUGUUGUAUGAUCUCCUGUAGUAAAUCAGCUCACUUAUGAUAGUGUUUCUAGACUUUGAUUCAUUGCAGUAAUAGAGCAGUUUAGGGAAUGCACUGACUGCAUGUUGAUUGUGGCAGAAACAUCCUAAAUGUUCUAAAAUCCUACAACAUACAGUGGAUCUCCUUAAGGGUCUUAAGUGUGACUACACAGAAAAAAAAAUUGACAGUUCAUCUGGAAAGAAGCAUUCUGACAUAGGUAGGGUUUGUUUUGUUCUAAGCCACGUGGCUGGGCUUCUGUUUUUGGGGUUUUUGUUUUGUCUUUGGUUUUUGUUUCCUUGUUUUUUCCCCCUGGGUUUUGUUCUGGCUUUGACAAAGUUAAAAUGCACUGACCUUUGGAGGGCUGACUUCCACCUGUGGGUUCCAGUCUUUCACCCCUUGGUUCCCAUCCACCCCAAGCAGCAAGAAGUGACGAGCUGUAAAUGGUUCUGAGCUUCUGUGCUUCAGCUGUGGGAAGUGAGAAUCCCUGCUUGAUCAGUGCCCGGUGAUUACAAGUCAGUAGUAAUUGCAGUUCUCCCAAUCAGGUUGUUCUAUCUGCUCGUGAGCUGAACCCGUGGGUACAAGGUAGUGCAUUUUAAAAUUGACCUUUGUAUGCUUUUAAAAGCAAGUCUACUUGAUAAUGUACUUUCUACUUGAUCUCAAGUUGUAUAAACUGAUUUGUGUUGCUGUCACUGCAGUAGUAAUCUUAUGCACACAGUGAUUCCACGUUAUAUGCAAGGUAGUUAGGCAAGCAGUUUUCUUAGUUACAGAAGUUCAACAGCUUUUACUUUUGUGCAGGUAAAAAGACAAAAGUAGGCUACAGUCUGUGCCAUGUUGAUGUACAGUUUCUGAAAUUGUUUUACAGAACUUUGAUAAUAAAACCCUUAAACUUA